AUGAAUAAUAGUAUGAGCAGAACUCUUUCUCGGUCAAGAAAAGCUUUAUCAAAUGCUUUAUUAGUUUAUCAUAUUCUUCUUGAAGGAGCUACAAUCCAGUUUUUUAGAUCAAAAAUAUCUCACUAUGCCUUAAAAGUUCUUAGAGGAGAGUCAGUUAUAAUAGAGUCAAAAAAAUAUCAGCUCGAUGACUUUAUUGAAAUAUCACAAAAAUUCUGUAGUGUAUUAAAGCCUUUAAUUGAUGGUUAUAAAAAAAAUAAUCAAAAACAUAUUAUUAUUGAUAAAGAAUCAAUUAAUUUAUUUCCUAAAGACAAUAACUCAAAUAAUUCAAUGUCUUUUGUUACUAAAUUGUCAAAGACAGAUUGUAGAAAUAGAGAAUCUGCAUUUUCUAACUUUAUGGCAUAUAUGUUAAUUAGUAAAGGAUACAAACUACAUUUAAAUACAAAUAAUAUGAAAGAGACAUCUAAAGUUAUGCAUUUCUUUGUGUGGAAUGCAAUUACCUCUCCUCAAAAUGAAUAUUUUGAAAUUUCAGAAAAAUCUUCUUUAAUUAAUUUAAUCAAUUUAGUAGAAAAACGAUUAACUAUGAGGAGUAAUACAAUUGUUAAUAAGUCCAUAUUGGAUGAGAUUGAAGAAAUGUAUUCUUCAAAAAUGCUUAGUGUAUUUAUUCCUGUGACAGAUGCAAAUAGAUAUAAGGUUACUCAACAAACUUAUUUUACAGAAAACCCUUUUUGUAAAUAA
Messenger RNA from Entamoeba histolytica HM-1:IMSS, 735 nucleotides. RefSeq lists its product as uncharacterized. The transcript has a single exon. The record is from RefSeq and is a predicted model, not a curated record. NCBI's taxonomy places the organism in Eukaryota, Evosea, Mastigamoebida, Endamoebidae. Bases 1 to 735 code for a protein of 244 amino acids.